Messenger RNA from Durio zibethinus, 3782 nucleotides. RefSeq lists its product as uncharacterized. The record is from RefSeq and is a predicted model, not a curated record. Lineage: Eukaryota; Viridiplantae; Streptophyta; Magnoliopsida; Malvales; Malvaceae.
UCUCUCUCUCUUUCUCCAUCUCUCUGUCCCUCUCUCACACUUAAAAGGAGGAGCCUUUCACUUUUGUUUCUCUCAAAAAUCUCAAAUUUAAGCUUAACCCAUUGCAAAGCUUAGUCUUUUCUCUAUUUUUAAUCUGAACCCAGAAAAAUUUAGCUGCAUGUAAGCUGAUCCCAUUCAUUGGUUUCAAUAUGGAUUUGGUUGAUGGAAUGGAGUUUAUUUCUCUUGUAUCAUUUGCUUAUAUGAGUUGAGCAGUCCUGGUUCUGCUUUCAUACAAUGGGGGUUGACAAAGAAGGUUCAAAGAAUGGUGGAGGUUAUGUAGGUGGAUUUUUUCAACUAUUUGACUGGACUGCAAGAUCUCGGAAGAAGUUAUUCUCAAGCAAGUCAGAUUUUCUAGAGCAUUCGAAACAGGGAAAGAGGAGUGAUGGAAACUUACCAAUGACACAACUCCAUCUGACUGACGAGGAGGAAAUUGGAGCAAGGACAAGCAUCAAAGGAAGUAGUGAUUAUAGUUGUUCUUCCUCAGUUACAGAUGAUGAUAUGUAUGGAGCUACGGCCCCUAGUGUAGUGGCCCGGCUGAUGGGAUUAGAUUCCUUACCUACAUCUUCUGAGCCCUACUCCACGCCUUUUUUGGACACUCAAUCUCUUCGAGAUUCUCAUUUCCGAAAUAGAAACCUUAAUUAUCAUCAUGACCAGCAAAUAGUUUAUUCUGGAGAUCUGUUCAAUAAGAUGGAGGGUCCUGCUAGGAACUUUGUGGCGUCAAAGCCUCAGAAGAUAGCCAGCAAGCCUAUAGAGAAAUUCCAAACUGAAAGUUUGCCUCCUAAGGCAGCUAAAACAAUUCCAAUUACCCACCAUAAACUUUUGUCUCCUAUCAAGAGUCCUGGUUUUAUUCCUGCUAAGGAUGCUGCUCACAUAAUGGAAGCAGCUGCGAGAAUUAUCAGUCCUGGCCCCCGGGCAAUUAGUAGACCCAAAAUGCCUCUGGUUGGCUUGUCCUCAGUGCCAGUGAAAGUUCACAAUUUCAAAGAAAAAAUGGAUGCUGCACAGAAAAUGCCUCUGGUUGGAUCUUCUGUGCCCUUGAAAGUUAGAGAUUUAAAAGAGAAAGCAGAAGCUGCACAUAAAACAUCCAGGCUUGCUGAAACAACUACAAGGCCAAUCGAGUCUAAUGCUUCCAAGUAUCUUAAGGGACAUUCUUUGAACAAGAGCUGGAAUGGGUCAAUAGACACAACAUCACCCAGGACUUCUGAUACAGAAGAAAUUUCUUCUGUUUUAAAGAGUAAGGGGAAGUCUAUUUCACUUGCAAUCCAAGCAAAGGUCAAUGUGCAGAAACGAGAAGGAUUGACUUCAAGCAGCAGCCGAAGUUUGUUAGAGCAGAAAGACCAUGGUGAGGUUAAGUUGAAUCAACCAUUCAAGAGCCAACCAAGUGCUCACAAGAGUUUGCAUAAGAAAUCUUCUAUGCACAAUGCUUCUGGUGCACUCAAGCAGAACAAUCAGAAGCAAAAUUGUAGAGUGGAUAAAGAGAAAUUACCUUCCAAGCCUGUGGUUUCCAACUUGCACAGUAGAAAAAUGCACUCUGGGGAUUCUGGGCGACACAAAACAUCAGGUAAACUUUUUGGGAAUUCCAAAACUGGCUCCAGGAAGUUGGGCGUAGGUACAACAGAUAGUGAGAAAGGAGGUCCAUAUUCUGGUACAAAGAACCCAAGGAAGAAAAGAUCCAUUGAUAGGGAUUUUCAUUUUGAGAAAAAUCACGUUGUUGAUCAUGUGUUGAUUGAAAAAAAUAGGAAGGAAGACCGUGCCAUUACUGAAAGGAACUUCAGCUGGAUUGAAGAUAGCAAAAGGAAAGGCAUGGAUGUUGUCUCCUUCACAUUCACAGCCCCACUUGCUCGGUCAAUGGAAACAUCUGCUCAGAUUGCACAGAAAAAAAACAGUAUUUGCAUGGAUAAUCGAGGUAAGAGUUUGCUGCUUGACACCGAGAGUGUGAAGUUGUCUUCAUUGGGACACAAUGUGAUAAGAGGAGACGCUUUAAGUAUGCUUUUGGAACAAAAGCUUAGGGAAUUAAGUAACGCAGUCGAAUCUUCCUGCCAGAAAUCUCUCAACUCUGGAUCGGCUUCUACUUCUACAUCAUUUUCACAAGAUCUGGGCCACAGUCCUAAUGCUGUUAGUACAGUGCCCAGGUUACAUGAUAAACUGGAUAGUUGUUACAGUUCUGACCUUUCCUCCUCUGAUCUUCGACUGCUUGGAUUGAAACACAAGUUUCAGGAAGUUGAUGCGAUGGAAAGUAGCCAUCUUGAUGCUCGGCAACCUAGUCCAGUUUCUAUCCUUGAACCUUCCUUUUCAACUGAAAGCUGCAACUCUUCAGAUAGCACUGAUAGUUUCAGUAUAGAAGGAAGCAAGCAAUGUUCAUCCAUUCAACCUCAGGAAGUUCUUGGCCUCAGUUCUUUAAAGAAGUUACGCUUACUAGAAGCUGAUGCAGAGUUAUCAGAUUCAGCUUCUUCUAUAUCUUCUGGAACUGUGGCUAAAAGUAAUCAAAAUAUUGCUGUUAUAUCGGAUCUCACAAAAUCUGUCAACUGGGAACUAGAAUAUGUGACGCUGAUACUGUGUAAUGUGGAAUUAAUGUUCAAGGACUUUGCCAUAGGCCGUGCUUGUGAAAUUAUAAAUCCUCAUCUUUUUGAUCAGUUGGAAAGCCGGAGAGGAGGAUUUGGAAGCACUGGUGGGGACUCUAGGAUAGAAAGGAAGGUACUAUUUGAUUCAGUCAGUGAAUGCUUAGACUUGAGAUGCAGGCGGUAUGCGGGUGGGGGAUGCAGAACUUGGGUGAAGGGGAUGACAAUUCUGAGAAGAAAUGAAUGGUUAGCUGAACAAGUGUACAAGGAGAUAUCAGGGUGGAGAGGCAUGGAAGGUUGUAUGGUGGACGAGCUUGUCGACAAUGACAUGAGCAGUCAAUAUGGAAAAUGGCUAGACUUUGAAGUUGAUGCAUUUGUACUUGGAGCAGACGUUGAGGGUCAAAUACUGGAUGCUUUGCUUGAUGAGGUGGUUGCUGAAAUCUUGCCAUUUUAAAUGCCUUCAGCUUUGUCAGUGGAGAUGAGCUUGUGGACAAGCACAUGGAAAAUGGCUGGGGCUUUAAAGUUGAUGGUGCAGCAUUUGUAAUUGGGGAUAAUGAGGGUCAAAUAUUGCUUUGGUUGCUGAGUUGACUGUCAAAAAUAGAUCAUAUUAACUGUCAAAAAAUUACUAGUAAAAUUCUUUAGUUACAUAUGUAUUUGGUGUCAAAUUCUGAUUUUGCAAAAAAAAAGUCAAAUUCAAACUUCCAUGACAAUUAUUACUAUAUAUACGAAGUUUUAAAAGAUAAUCCACUGUCUAGUGCCUAUAAAAGUUUAUUUGUAAUUGCUCACCAUAAAAUGUGCUGAGCAACUUUAACGGUUUCAACUUCCUACCGUUUUUGUGGAUUUAAUGAGAGCCUCUCCUUCUAGUCCAGCUUCACCAUUGCCACCACCAGGCCAACCACCACAACACCCUGUCUGCAUCAUCCCAUAAUUCCCAUUGAUCAUGACUUCUCUGAAAACAAACUUCAGCUUCAUUAAGAUCCCAAUCAACCCACUCUUCUUCAAACCAUGAAUUCAGUACCUGUGAACGACACAUCUGCAAAUGAUCUCCAGAACUCCCACAAUUUGGUCUGUUUUUCUUGGACCAUGACACCAUUUUCUUCCUUUAUGUCAAAGCAAUCAUCCUAACUUUGGACCAAAUGUUUUUCUUUCCCUCAUAACUCCACCUAGAAAAACCCAGAAAAAAAAAAG